GUCAGGUCAUCCCCAUCCGUCAAAAUGGCUCGUCGUCCCGCGAGAUGUUACCGCUACUGCAAGAACAAGCCGUACCCUAAGUCGCGGUUCAACCGUGGUGUGCCCGACCCCAAGAUUCGCAUCUUCGAUCUGGGUCGUAAGAAGGCCAACGUGGACGACUUCCCCCUGUGCGUCCACAUGGUCUCCAACGAGUACGAACAGCUGUCUUCCGAGGCUCUGGAAGCCGCCCGUAUCUGCGCCAACAAGUACCUCGUCAAGAUCGCCGGUAAGGAAGGUUUCCACCUCCGUGUGCGUGUGCACCCCUUCCACGUUGUCCGUAUCAACAAAAUGCUUUCGUGUGCCGGUGCGGAUCGUCUCCAAACCGGUAUGCGUGGCGCCUUCGGCAAGCCCAACGGUCUCGUCGCCCGUGUGAACAUCGGCCAGAUCCUCGUCUCCGUCCGCACCCGUGACGCCAACCGCGCCGCUGCCAUCGAGGCCUUCCGCCGCGCCACCUACAAGUUCCCCGGUCGCCAGAAGAUCAUCGUCUCCAAGAACUGGGGCUUCACCCCCUUCCGCCGCGAGGAGUACGUCGAGCUGCGCCAGGGUGGCAAGCUCCGCUCGGACGGUGCCUACGCCCAGUUCCUGCGUGGCCACGGUCCCGUCGAGGAGAACAUGAAGCGCUUCCCUGAUGCGUAUGCCGCUUAAAUGGCGGUGUGGGGAAAUGGGAAAUGUCAUGAUUAGCGUUAGGACAAGAUAUCAACUCGUGGACCAAAAAAAAAGAGGCCUUUAUUGAUUUUCUUUU
Molecule: messenger RNA, 781 nt
Organism: Aspergillus campestris IBT 28561
Lineage: Eukaryota; Fungi; Ascomycota; Eurotiomycetes; Eurotiales; Aspergillaceae
Product: 60S ribosomal protein uL16
Exons: 3
Coding region: 25-684 (219 amino acids)
Biological process (GO): ribosomal large subunit assembly; translation
Cellular component (GO): cytosolic large ribosomal subunit; ribosome
Molecular function (GO): structural constituent of ribosome
Source: RefSeq, a predicted model, not a curated record